AUGGCGAAGAGAUCGCCAUUGGCUGUCCUGCCGUUGGCGACUGUCCUGCGGACUCUGGUCACAAGCACGAUAUCGUCGUCCCGCCUGCUCCUGCCGCCCUCGCUCGCAGUCAUGACAUUGCUUGCGCACUCCAAUAACGCCAUCCUCAACCCUGAGCGGAAUCGGCUGCUCAACUGGUUCCUCAAGAAGACCUUCUACGCGCAGUACUGUGCCGGCGAGAAUGCCGCCGAGGUCAAGGCAACCCUCGCGGGGCUUAACAAGAUCGGCUUCACGGGCGUCAUCCUGAACUACGCUCGUGAGGUCGUCCUGACUGAGUCUCAGAGCAAGAACCUCACUCCCUGCGACACGGGUGCGGAAGCAGAAGAGUGUAUCCGCAACGAGAUCAACCCCUGGCUCAAGGCUACCCUCGCAACCGUCCAGAUCGCGCAGCCACACGACUUUGUUGCCUUGAAAUUCACCGGGGCGGGCCGCCAGGCCCUCUAUGCGCUGCGGAAUCGCCUUCCCCCGCCCAAGGCCCUUGCCUCGGCGAUCGACGAGAUCUGCGAGCUCGCCGCCGCCCGGAAUGUACCGCUGCUCUUCGACGCCGAGCAAACGGCCUUGCAGGGCGGCAUCGAUGACUGGACCAUCGACUACGCCCGCAAGUACAACAGCCUCGUCCCCAACCACGCGCUCAUCUACGGCACGUAUCAGUCCUACCUCAAGCACUGCCCCUCUCUGCUGAGCGAGCACCUCGCCAUCGCCGCCAAGGAGAAGUUCACUCUUGGCGUCAAGCUCGUCCGCGGCGCGUACCUGGGUGCCGACCCGAGACACCUGAUCCACGACACGAAGGAGGACACGGACCGGUGCUGCGACGGCAUCUCCGAGGCCUUGAUCACGCGCAAGUGGAACGACGUCCUGCAGCCGCCCGCCGCGAAGAAGGGGCAGGACGCGCGGGGUGCAGAGUUCCCGCCCGUGAGCGUGGUGCUCGGCACUCACAACCUCGAGACGGUGCAGAAGGCCCAGGCGCUGCACGCGAGCCCGGACGCCGCGGGCGUGGAGCUCGCCAUCGCGCAGCUCAUGGGCAUGGCGGAUGAAGUCAGCUGCGCGCUCAUCGCGGGCAACAAGGAGGAGCAGGCUGCUGCUGCUGCCGCUGCCAAUGCCAAGCCCGUCGUCGAGAAGACCACCGCUUCCACUGCCACCACCACCCGUGUCGGCAUCGAUGCUUCUGUAGGCGGCGGGCAGGACACCAAGGCCAAGGCGUACAAGUACAUUGUCUGGGGCACGACCAAGGAGUGCAUGACGUACCUCUUGCGGCGGGCGCACGAGAACAAGGACGCCGUGUCGCGCACCAAGGCUGGGCGGGACGCGAUGUGGGAGGAGACAAAGCGGCGCUUCUGGGGCGUGUUUGGAUCGUCUGCGUGA
Molecule: messenger RNA, 1401 nt
Organism: Microdochium trichocladiopsis
Lineage: Eukaryota; Fungi; Ascomycota; Sordariomycetes; Xylariales; Microdochiaceae
Product: FAD-linked oxidoreductase-like protein
Exons: 1
Coding region: 1-1401 (466 amino acids)
Cellular component (GO): mitochondrion
Molecular function (GO): proline dehydrogenase activity; FAD binding
Source: RefSeq, a predicted model, not a curated record